Molecule: messenger RNA, 1152 nt
Organism: Coregonus sp. 'balchen'
Lineage: Eukaryota; Metazoa; Chordata; Actinopteri; Salmoniformes; Salmonidae
Source: the annotation of a GenBank genome assembly
AUGGGGAACAACUGGCUGGGUCUACGCUCUCUCCCCGGACCUAAGUCCCAUCUCCACACCAACGAGGUCCUCUUCAUCAACCUGGCCAUCUCCAACCUCAUCACCAACUACCUGGUGGACCUCCCCGAUACCAUGGCUGACUUUGCUGGCUGCUGCUUCCUGGGGGAAGCCUACUGCGGUGUGUUCUGGUUCUGCUCAGACCUGUCGGAGACCAGCAGUAUCUUCUCCACCUUGUUUAUUAGUGUGUUCUGGUACCAGAAGCUGGUGGGCUCUCUGAAACGCGGAGGAGCUCCGGUCCAGUUGGAUAGCCUCCGUCUCGUAGCCUAUCUCCUGGCUGGCAGCUGGACAGUGGCUGGGGUCUUCAGUGUUCCACACUUCUUCUUUGUCCAGGUGGAGAGUGGGAAUGAGAGCAACAAGGACUGUAUAGAAGUAUUUCCCUCCCAAACGGCAAGGCAGACCUAUGAGACGUUGUAUCUGACCCUCGCUAACGCCCUCCCCGUCGCUGGUAUAGUGUUCACCAGCAUCCAGAUUGUGAUCACUCUGCUAAGGAACCAGAUGCGUAUCAAGGGCCUGACUUCUGACCAUCACAAGGGGACAGAUAUUGCUCUACCUAACAAGCGGGAUAAGAUGGACACCUCAGAGAAAUAUGAUGAAACAGGCAUCAAGGCAUCUGAUAAAGAGACAGAUUUACCAAGAGCUGCAAAUGCUUCUCCAGAUUGCCCUCAGAGUUCCAGUAACCAGAGGGUUUCACCGUUGUUUACAGACAUCCGCUCCAACCUGCCUGGUGCUUCCUGUCCUGCCCUACCCUAUGUAGGACCCUCUGUUGUACACAGCUCAAUCAGUUCCCCCCUCUACCAGGUUGAGAGUGGGGACAGCAGAGCCAGAGCUUCACCUGCUCUCCAGAGGCCCUCCCAGCCUCCAGCUAAGCCCAGCCCAGGCACUCAGGUGAGGGCAGCCAAGAGCGUGGUGGCUGUGGCCACUGUGUUUGUGGUGUGCUGGGUGACCCACCUCCUGCUGAGGAUAUCCAGCAACAUCCACACGUCCUCCUUGGUGGUGGAGGUGGCCAGCUACAUUGCAUCCUCUUACACCUGCAUCAUCCCCUACAUCUUCCUCUAUGGAGUAAACAAACUGUCUUGCUCCUGCAGAAGGUAG